GUUUGCUGAAAACGUAAACGCCAAAUUGGAUUGAAAGCGGAUUUUUUUCUACCUGAAAAACUAUUCGGUAAAUUCAGUUGUAGUUAAAACGACGUAAUAAACGUGUUCGAAUUAUUUUUGAAGUUAUGUGACUGAGUGCUCAUCUUUAAAAUCUAAUUUACUGUAAAAUAGUGGACAAUGGCUCUUCCAAACGAAUCCCAGAGACCUUUUCGUCUUUACGUUACCCAUGUCGAUGGUGAGGCACAUUUCCUGAAAAUAAGUGGGCAACUCGAUCAAGAGGCUUCGCUAAUGAUAGAGAGCUUAUUCGAAAACGCUCGCGAAAACUUAGAACAAGGCAUAGGAGCUGCUCCGCCUGCGGCAAUACAAGAAGGUGUAAUUUGUGCCGCCAAAUACAAAGACGGGUCCUAUUACAGAGCCAAAAUCAUCAACACCUCUAACCUAGCCAAUGGACUGGUCGGCGUCCAGUUCAUCGAUUACGGCAAUAAAAAUGUUAUAUCACUUAGUACCAUACGAUUGUUAGAUAACUAUGACCCAAUGUUUCUAAAACUACAUGGCCAAGCCACAGAUUAUUAUUUAUCCCGUGUCAUUAGUCCGUCUGGAAAAUGGGACGAGCCUAUAAUUCUUAAGCUUCAAGGUCUUCUCUGCUACUCCGAAUAUCCAGCAACUAUUGACGCUCAAACUAGAACCUUACCGAUUAUUUCGAUUCAGUAUAAAGGAAACGAUCUUUCGACCCAUCUAGUGUCCAAUAGAAUCGGUGUCGCUUUGCCGGUGCCGAAACAAGAGGUAAUACUACUCCAAAUGACGGAAAACCACCACAGAAUCGCUUGGACUCCACCGGUGACUACCGAAGCUCCACCAUACUACCCUGAGCAUGUCCCGUUUUUGAUCAACCAGAACUUUCCAAAUCCAGCAUCGGCUAUGAGGAUGACACAAAAUGUUCCAGUGUCUUUUAAUGGUGCUCCAAUACAUGCACCUUCCAAUAUAAGCCAGAGACUUCUAGUGAACAAGGUGUCCCGGAAUGCUGUGAAUUUGAGAGCACCUGAACGUCAACCUCACAUCCAUACUCCAAUGUCUCCCCAAAUUCAACCUGCUCCUCCUUCCCCUAAGAAGUCUGCCACUUAUAAAAGUAGGAACUUAGAGGUGAACACCGAGCACAAAGUUUAUGUAUCUUAUGCCGAAGAAGGUCCUGAACUAUUUGCUGUGCAGCUGGUGGUUGAUGCUGCAAAAUUGCAGGACAUGAUGGACGACAUAAACAGGAGACCACACAGCAGUCUCGCCGAGCCACCGAUGAUUGGCACUGUGUGCCUCGGCCGGAUGUCCGGUGACCGCAUUAUAUGCAGAGCUAUAGUCACCAACUUAUCGGGUUCCCAGUGCAAAUUAUUCUUUGUGGAUUUCGGUGACACCGAAAUGGUAUCCUACUAUGAUAUAUUUGAUAUACCAGAGGAAUUUGUGAAGCCCCACGUACUUGCUAUAAGAUUUUGUUUGUCAAAAGUAAAGAAAUUGAACAAGGGCCCCCAUCUGAAUGAGGUCUUCAAGCAACUAGUAGAUGGGAAGGUCCUCACUUUGAAGGUUGUGCCACCAGAGGGUCCACCAUUGAUCCAGUACGGGGAACUAUAUUUGGACAAUCAAAAUGUACUUGACAUACUGUUAGCCAACAUGAAGGACAAUUUACAAUUUAAAUGGAUAGAGAUGUUGCCCAAAGGCAGCAAGAAAUCAGUAUUAGUAUCCUAUGUUGACAGCUGUGUAAAAUUCUAUGUCCAGUUGUCCGAGAACAUUGAUGCUUUGAAUGCCGUCAUGGAUGCUGUCAAGUCUCACUGCAAGAACAGCAACUCACCUGGUCAACUUCCCGUGGGUUCGGUGUGCUGUGCCCGGUUUCCUGAUGACGAUGAGUGGUACCGAGCCAUGGUGAGGGUUUCCAAAGGGAACCAAGUGACCGUGGUUUAUGUAGACUAUGGUAAUGAACAGGAAGUCAAUGUGUCCGACCUGAGGACAAUUACACCAGAUCUGAUAAAACUACCAGCUCAAUCGAUAAAAUGUGCAUUAAAAGGGUUUGAAAAUAAACCAAUUGAGAAGCAAAAUUCGAAUCAGCUGGAGAUGUUGGCUCUGGAAAAGACAUUGAUGGCUCAUAUUGAUGGACAUCUAACCAGCGACACGAUGCUGGUGACUUUGAUUGAUGACACAACCACUCCUCCUCUAGAUGUGGCCAAACGCAUGGUGCAGUUGUCCCAACCCAGGAGUAACUUGGAGAGCAAAGCCCCACCUAUGCGUAAAGAGUCCCAGGAGAACUUCAGCUCACCGGAGAGUGUGGUCUCCGAUGAGGGUAGAAGAGGCUACCGACGAGAGAAGAGCUUCAAAGACGAUCGACGUGACGACGAGUUCGGUCAGCGCGGUGGCAGCUUCCGUAGUAGGGAAUCGAAAGAUGGCUUCGAAAGAUCGGGAGCGGGCCGUCACAGCGACAAGAGACAGGACAGAGGCGAUCGACGCAAACCACGGGACAGCGCUUCGGGUGAUGAUUGGGAGGAGUCCGCAGCGCCCUCUGUGAGACAGAAUAGAGACAACAGAAAAAAGCCCAAAGACCAACCGGAGAAAGGUAAAAAUUGGAAAAAGGAUUUGGGCGGAGUCGGCAAACGGUUGAAACAGGCGGCCGAGGCUGCGCAUGCGCACGCAAAUUCGUCUCACGCGCACGCAAAUGCGACGCAAACGAAUGCGUCCGCGCCCGCAAAUGCAAAGACCUCAGUGCAGGACCGACUCAAACGCGAUAAUAGAGGCAAAAACCCGUACUGGGGAAACAAUCAGAACGAAGCCAAUGGCGAGGAAGAGAGGCGAGAUAAUUGGGGCAACAAAAAGGAGAAUUGGGGCGAAAAGAAGGAGAGAUGGGGCGAUAAGAAGGAGAGCUGGGGUGAGAAGAAGGAGAGUUGGGGGGAAAAGAAGGAGGGCUGGGGUGAAAAGAAAGAAAGUUGGGGCGACAGAGGUAGGGGAGAUAAGGAGGGUUGGAACCAAAACAGGGAGUUCCGCGACAAUAGAAGCGAUCGGGGUGGACGAAGUGACAGAGGAGGGAGAGGUGGCCGAAGCGACAGGGGCGGUAGAGGCGGCAGAAGCAACAUGAACCCGCGGGAUAGAGCAGACAGAUCCGACAGAUCCUACGGGAGUGAUGGAGACAAUAGAUCCGAGAGGAGUUUCAAGUCCGAAGGCAGCAGGGGGCGCGGCAGAGGCGGGAGACCCUACCGACCCCGAUCUCCGCAGUUCAAAGAACUCCCAAACCCCGUCCCAUUGGACACCCCAUUCCCAGAAGCGACCGUAGAGAUCGGGUCCCAACAGGAGGUGUCGGUCACCUGGAUUGUGUCCCCCGAAAACUUCCACACGCAAAUCCUAUCUUUGCAAUCGAAAUUCCUCGAAAUGAUGCACACUAUACCGGAGUUGUACAAGGGCGUUAGAUCGUACACGGGCCCUAUCCAAGUCGGCAACUCGGUUUUGGCCAGAUACCCAUCUGACGGAGUGCUAUACCGAGCGACCAUUGUAUCCGUCCAACCCUUCUCCAAGUUCAUCGUCAGAUACAUAGACUUUGGGAACAAGCAGCUGGUUGACGCCAAGGAUAUAUGGCAGCUUGAUAGCCAGUUGAUGGGGUUACCCAAGAUGGCUGUGCAUUGCUCUUUACUCGGAGUAGCCCCAGUGGACGGAGAAUGGAAAGCCAACCCGGAUAUUGAUCUGUGCUUCAACGCUCCCAGAUACCAGUGUGUGUUCCAAGACUGUGUAGAAGAUCAAUAUAAGGUGUACCUCUGGAAUAAUGGUGUCAGUGUAGCCGAUACAUUAGUCGAGAAGAAUCUAGCCGUCUCCGCUGAUAACCAGGCAGCAGUUACUUUGAAAGACGAGCCGAUAGAUCUAACGAUCAUAGUGGGACAACAAAUCAACUGCCGAGUGACCCAUGUGGAAUCUUUCGAGAAGUUCUACGUACAACUGGACUUGGAUAAGGCGGCACUGGUCGAAAACUCCAUGGCCGAGUAUGAUGCUAGCAAGCUACAACAAAUACCGACUGAGAGUUUAGCCUCUGGUUUGGACUGUACUGUCAAGUACGAUGGCAAGCUGUACCGUGCGAUACUGAGCGAUGUAACCGACCAUACCGCCGUGCGAGCUGUGCUCCCCGACUAUGGCAGUGAGAUUACCACCGCUGCUGAAAACUUCAUGAUACUUCCUACUGAGCUCAGCGUCUACUACUACCAGUCUCUUGAGUGCUGCCUCAACAACUACAGCUCGGAGUCAGAGAAACUGAUGACGCUAGAUGAACUCAAACAGAAACUCAUCGGCAACAAGUUUAUCAUAUACAUCAAUUAUAUCGAUGGAAUCAGACUGGUAUCAACUUUAUACGAGCCGACUGGCGCUAAAGUCGCGAUCUUUACACCGGACGAGGGCGCAUACGACUCUGUUGUGCCGCUGUGUGCACGCGCAGUCUUCAACUAUACGCAUGGAGUGGUCUACGUGACUCAUGUCCAGAGUCUCUCCGAAGUUUACCUACAGAAGGCGGGAGACGAGGCCAAAUUGACUGAGAUGUUGGACACUCUGUAUAAAUAUUAUGAAGAAGGAACGCCCGAAGCAUUAACCAAUCCCGAAAUCGAAGGUCUGUGUACUGCCAAAUCUGCAGACGGUAAUUGGUAUCGCGCCACCAUCACUGGCUUAACCGACACCGAAGCCACUGUACAGUUCUCCGACUAUGGCAACUCGGAAACUAUACCGAGAGAAUCCUUGCGGGUGCUCGAUCCUAAGUUCUACGAACCGUGUGCUUUAGCGCUGGUCGCCAGCCUCGGUCUCACGGCCGUUAGAGACGAUGCCGUCGAGAAACUAAAGGAACUUACCACCGAAAAGGAAUUACAGGCCACCCUGGCCUUCGGAGAUGACUGUUGGCUUACCAACUUACAUCUAGAUGGGGUCGAUUUAUCCCUUCAACUCAUUAGCGAAAAGUACGCCGCGCCGCAGCUGGCCUCCGAGAAGGAAACCGUCGCAGAGGCCGCGGCCCCCGCCGUGGAACCGAUUUCGCUGCCGGAAGGAUGCACUCAAGUGUACAUCAGCCACAUCGACAGCCCCGGUCAAUUCUGGCUCCAGAUGGCCGAUAAAGUUAACGCCAUCGAGGAAAUACAGGCGGAACUCCAAGCAAACGCGAACAACUAUCCUGACGUCGACACGCGCGACUUGGGAACGAUAUGCGUCGCCAAAUACUCCGCCGACGAUCAGUGGUAUAGAGCAGAAAUUCUGGACUCCGACACCGAUAUUACGACCGUGCGCUUCAUAGAUUACGGCAACACCGACGUUUUGGACAACCAGCCGGAACUUAUUAAGUCCAUUCCCGACCAAUUCAAGGACGUAGAAAAGUACGCGAUUCGAGCUAGCGUCAACGCCAUCCCCACUGGCACCGGGCAGUGGUCGGAGCCGGCCUCCGAGUGCUUCACUCAGCUCGUCGGUGAUAUGUCGGCACCAGUAGAUGCUAUGAUCGUCCUCAAGGACGUAACGACCUACGUGGACAUUUACGUGAACGGCCAGAAUCUGACGGACAAACUGGUAUCGGAGGGGCACGCGACGCGAUCGGAGGAGGCGGAAUGCGGCGGAGACUUGCCCUCCUGCUUCGCCAGCCACGUCAAUUCCCCCUCGGAGUUCUGGAUCCAACUGGAAUCGGCGGCGCCGGAGCUCCAAGCCAUGGAAGCGGCCAUGGUCGACGCCGAAAACUUCCCCGCGCUAGACGAAAAGGAGGAGGGCGUCAUAUGCGCCGCCAAAUACCCCGAAGACGGAGCGUGGUAUCGAGCUCAAAUCAUAGUCGACGGCUCCGAAGGAACAGAGGUGCUAUUCAUGGACUACGGCAACGCGUCCAUAACGAACGAAUUACGCAAUAUGCCCGAGGAGCUAAAGACGAAACCCGCUCUGUCCAGGAAAUGUGCCUUACAAAAGCCCCGCGACAUAAAGUCGUGGUCGAGAAAGUCUGAAGUGAAAUUCAACGAGCUCGCUGCGGAGGGUGCUACUAUUUUUAAUGUACAGUUUAUUGCCGCCGGAGAUAUAUCGAUCGUCGAACUUUACUUGGACGGAAGGUCCGUAACGGAGGAGUUGGUCGGGCUCUGUGAGGAGCUGCCGCCGACCGAGAGACCUACCCCAGUAGGUCAGGAUAUUCACAGCAGCGGAAAAAUAAGUUAUGUAAACGCCUUGGACGAGUUUUACAUUCAUUUGGAUGAUACAACCUCCAAUAUCGACCAAGUCACCCAGGCAUUAGCCAAUGCCGAGUCGUUUGAGCCGACGACGGAAUUAAAGGUGGGAUCCGUAUGCGCCGCCUUCUGGACCGAAGAUGAGCAGUGGUAUAGAGCUAAAAUUCUAGAAUUCUGUGAUGUAGGCUACCAUGUUCAGUUUAUUGAUUAUGGAAAUAAGGCUAAGUGCGAAGAUUUUAGGCAGCUCCCGGAAAAUCUUUCAGAAAUUGAACCACUAGCCAAGUGCUGUAGACUAGCCGGUUUUGUCGAUGACCCGUCAAAAGAAUCUGCAAAAUCUAAAAUGAAUGAUCUAGUGGAGGAGCUCGUGACAUUCCAAAUUGAAUUUCUAGAUAGUCUGAAGGAACCGUUCCUUGUUAAGUUACUUUUAAAUGACACAGACUUGAGUACAGUGUUAAAAGCGGAAGUCUUAGAUGCUAAUAGUGAACCUCACAAUGAAGAGAAUGGUAACGAUGAGUCUGAAAUUUUAAAUACUAGUUUGGACAGUGCGAAGACAGUCGUCGAAAAUAGCUCAUUUAAAGAAGAGACCAGUAUUGUAAAAGAUCUUGAAGUGAGCGAAAAUCGCGACACAAAUCUAGAAACGGAUACUAAAGAAUUAGAUACUACACCAGAAACAGACGCUACUAAAGUAGAUGUAGAACAAGAAAAAUUAAAUACGUCAAGUAGCGACGUCGCUUCAAAAGCAGAAAUCGUAUCAAAGAGUGACGGAAAAGAUAUUGACAAAGAUGACACGACCGAAAAUAAAACUAAUAAAGAAAAUAAUAUAAAAACACCCGAAACUAAUGCUAAGGAAGUUGAAAAUAAAGAAAUAUCGGAGACUAAGGCUAGUGAAGAUAAUAUUAUGAUAACACCAGAUACUAAAACAAAUGAAGAUGAUAUUCCGAAACCUUUAGACACGACAGCUAAAGAUACGUUUAGUGAUUCGUUAAAUACCGAUACGAGUGAAACAUUAUCACCUGACAAAGAAAUAGAAAUUGAAAAUAAAGAAAUAUCGGAAACUAAAGCUAGUGAAGAUAAUAUAAAGAUAACACCAGACACUAAACCGAAUGAAGAUGAUAUUCCGAAACCUUUAGACACGGCAGCUAAAGAUGAGUCUAGUGAUUCAUUAAAUACCGACACAGGGUAUACGAGUGAACCGUUAUCACCUGACAAAGAAACAGAACCCAAAACAAGUAAGAAAGAAAUGUCACCAGAUAAAGGAAUAGAAAUAGAAAGUAAGGAGACUUCUCCAAACAACACAGUAGAGAUAAACGAAGAGAAAACGACGUCAGAAGCAAAUACUAAUGAUGCUAUUAAAUCCCAGUAGUGUAAAUACAAAUAUAUAUCUUCUACAUACCUAGUGUUAAAACUUGUGAUAUAUUUUGAAAUUCUUUGUGCUUUUUAUGUUUAAGACAUUUAUAAUCUCACUACUUUUCA
Aricia agestis (brown argus) is the source of this 7652-nucleotide messenger RNA. It is a transcript of the gene tud, whose product is annotated as maternal protein tudor-like. NCBI's taxonomy places the organism in Eukaryota, Metazoa, Arthropoda, Insecta, Lepidoptera, Lycaenidae. The transcript is spliced from 12 exons. The record is from RefSeq and is a predicted model, not a curated record. Bases 178 to 7542 code for a protein of 2454 amino acids.